This is a messenger RNA of Xiphias gladius (swordfish), 1907 nucleotides long. Its product is annotated as adhesion G-protein coupled receptor G5-like. Gene Ontology annotation, molecular function: G protein-coupled receptor activity. The record is from RefSeq and is a predicted model, not a curated record. NCBI's taxonomy places the organism in Eukaryota, Metazoa, Chordata, Actinopteri, Istiophoriformes, Xiphiidae. Gene Ontology annotation, biological process: adenylate cyclase-activating G protein-coupled receptor signaling pathway; cell surface receptor signaling pathway. The coding region runs from base 189 to 1892 and encodes 567 amino acids. The transcript has 16 exons. Gene Ontology annotation, cellular component: membrane.
AAAGACCCCUUUGGAUAUCUUGACGGAGGUCACAACUGAGAGAUAGAAGAAUGGGAGUAAGAACUGCGCGACUUGCAACACAGAGCAAGACUUUUAAUGUGGAACACAAAUUUGCUGACCAAGCUACCACGAGAGGCCUCAAACUUUUGCCCGCAACGACUAAAUAAUUUCUACAGGAGCUCAGCAACAUGCAAAGGAUGAAGUGGCGGCUCCUCCGGUGGCUGCUCCUGUCUUUGCUGUCUCAUAACAUCACCUGUAAAAAUCUUGGUGAAAGUUACGGUUUAGGUCAGGGUCCGAAGCAAGUUCCAGGUCAGGGUCAAAAUCGAGUCCCAGUGGAAUUUAAAAAGCAAGUUUCAGGUCAGGGUCAAAAUCAAGGCUCAUGUUCAAAAUGGAAAAGACAGCAAAAGGAAAAAACACCAAAAAGAAGACUAGCAUUUUCAGAUGCCAGACGUUGUAUGGAAGAUGUAAACAGCAUUUUGCUAGAUGGAAACGGCCAUGAAUCUAUCAAAGCCAUGGAGAGUCUACAACAAUUUCUAGAGGAAACAGAGGUGAAUGAGACUAUGUCCUUGUCUGUCAGUCAUAUGAUGGCUGUCCUGCACAAACCCAAGCGCCCCUUCAAAGGACUUGAAAUUUAUGCCAGUGAGAAGGAGGCAAUGUCAGACCAGGCUGUCGCCAACACCAAAGUGAGUGUUCGACUGCCGAGAGAGUUGGACCCUGGAUCAGACAACACGAUUGUGUUUUGCUUGCUUACCUGGCCGGAAACAAAUGGGACCAUAUUCGGAGCCUCGGGUUCACUGUAUGAGAACAGACUGGUUGGCCUGAGUGUGCGCGGAAAGAGUAUUUCAGGACUACAGGAGUCUGUCAACAUCACCAUGAGUCUUACUGUGGGCAUAAAUGAGACCCAAAAACCCAGAUGUGUGUUCUAUAAUUUUUCAGGAAAUGCAUAUAGCAGUAGUGGCUGUCUAACGCUAUGGGAACGAGGUCAGAGUUACGUCACCUGCUCCUGUGACCACCUCACAUACUUCGGUGUGCUCAUGGUGCCCACUACCCCCUCACCUGAAGACCGGGAGAUUCUGAUGUACAUUACUCUGAUUGGUUGUAGUCUUUCCCUCUUUGCCCUGGUCAUCACUGUUUUCCUCUUCAUCACAAAUAGAAAUAUCAGAGCAGAUGUCUCUAUGAAGGUCCACAUCAACCUCGCCAUUGCCCUGAUCCUUCUCAACCUGCACUUCCUCCCCAAUCAGACAGCAGCAGCACUGUCCUCCACUGGACUUUGCCUUUACAUGGCUCUUUCUCUUCACUACUCCCUGCUGGCCACUUUCAGCUGGAUGGCCUUAGAGGGGUUCCACAUCUACCUUCUCUUAGUCAGAGUCUUCAAUAUCUAUGUCAACAGAUACCUGCUCAAACUCAGUGUGGUGGGUUGGGGUAUUCCUGCAGUCAUUGUGUCCCUGGUGGUCAUCAUAGACAGAGGUGCAUAUGGUCAUGUUAGUCUGGACUCGUCUAACUCCAACAGCAGUACAAUAUGCUAUAUAACCAAUGACACAGUGAAGAUGGUGACUACAGUCGGAGUAUUUGGCUUGGUGUUCAUCUUUAAUGUGAUCUUGCUAGUGGUGACAAUCAAACGUGUGAUGACUCUCUGCCAUAGCAAAGAGAGUGGCCGUGACAGAGCUAAGCGAGACAUCUGUACCCUGCUGGGAAUCACCAAUCUGCUUGGCAUUACCUGGGGCCUGGUCUUCUUCUCCUUUGGCUACCUGACCACUCCUGGCCUCUAUCUCUUCUGCAUCCUGAACCCACUGCAAGGUUUCUCCAUCUUCCUGUGGUUUAUGCUGUCUUUGAGAAAGGACAGAAACUCAGCCGCUCAGACGAGCAGUGAAACACGUAGCACCAACCACUAAGUCUACAGUCAGCUC